Molecule: messenger RNA, 2290 nt
Organism: Monopterus albus (swamp eel)
Lineage: Eukaryota; Metazoa; Chordata; Actinopteri; Synbranchiformes; Synbranchidae
Product: cyclic nucleotide-gated channel cone photoreceptor subunit alpha-like
Exons: 6
Coding region: 128-1855 (575 amino acids)
Biological process (GO): monoatomic cation transmembrane transport
Cellular component (GO): plasma membrane; intracellular cyclic nucleotide activated cation channel complex
Molecular function (GO): protein-containing complex binding; cGMP binding; intracellularly cGMP-activated cation channel activity
Source: RefSeq, a predicted model, not a curated record
CAUGACAGGCAGGGAGAGACAGGGAAAGACAACAGAAAAUCAGGAAGCAUGAUUUCAAACCAUGACAGGUCGAUAGCACAGACAAAUAAGCUAAUCCAGGACUGACAGACAUUAAUAGCUGUCCCACAUGAUGGACUUUGGGAAGAGCAGUGUUGGCCUUGCACAGCCCAGCCUCAGCAUCCAGAGGACAGAGGACAACACAAGGAGCAGCAAAAAAGAUGACAAAAAACAGGAGCUCAAAAAGGAUGACAUGAAAGAUGACCAAAAGGAUGAGAAUAAAGAAGAACCAAAUGAGGUGUGGGUCAUGGAUCCUGCCACAGAUACAUAUUACUACUGGCUGUGUGCAAUUUCCAUCCCAGUGUUCUACAACCUGAUUUUCCUGGUUGCCAGGGCUUGUUUUAAUGAACUGCAGAAUCAAAACACAACAACAUGGAUCAUUCUUGACUACACCUCAGAUGUCCUGUAUUACUUUGAUAUUUUUGUGAGAACCAGGACAGGUUUUCUGGUACAAGGACUACUUGUAAAGGAUAAAAAGGUUCUGAAAGAACACUACAUGAAGACACGCCAGUUCAAAUUAGACAUCAUAUCAAUCAUUCCCACUGAUAUUGUAUUUCUCAAAACUGGAAUUGACAACCCAGAGUGGCGGUUCAACCGUCUCUUUAGGUUAGCCCGACUCUUUGAGUUCUUUGACCGGACUGAAACUCGAACCAAUUUCCCAAACAUCUUCCGAAUUGCUAAUCUGGUACUUUACAUCAUCAUCAUUAUCCACUGGAAUGGAUGCCUUUAUUUUGCCAUCUCUAAAGUGCUUGGUUUUGGCACCGACACCUGGGUAUAUCCAGACAUAAAUAGUCCUGAUUUUGCUUGCCUGACCAGACAAUACAUCUACAGCUUUUACUGGUCCACUCUUACCCUUACAACUAUAGGUGAGACACCACCCCCAGUCCGAGACGCUGAAUACUUUUUUGUGGUAGCUGAUUUCCUUAUUGGGGUUCUAAUCUUUGCCACAAUUGUUGGCAAUGUUGGUGCUAUGAUUUCCAACAUGAAUGCUGCACGUGUAGAGUUCCAAUCUAAGAUUGACGCUAUCAAGCAGUACAUGCAAUUUCGAAAGGUCUCCAAAGAGCUGGAGGCAAGGGUGGUGAAGUGGUUUGACUAUUUGUGGAGAGAGGAGAAAACCUGUGAUGAGAAGCAGGUGCUGAAGAACCUGCCAGACAAGCUAAAGGCUGAGAUAGCCAUCAAUGUACAUCUGGAGACCAUAAGAAAAGUGCGCAUCUUUCAAGACUGUGAAGCAGGUUUGCUUAUUGAGUUGGUCCUCAAGCUUCAGCCUCAGGUUUUCAGUCCUGGUGACUACAUCUGUAAGAAGGGGGACAUCGGCAAGGAAAUGUACAUCAUCAAAGAAGGAAAACUGGCUGUAGUGGCAGAUGAUGGGGUUACCCAGUUUGUGGUUCUCAGUGAAGGGGCAUACUUUGGAGAAAUCAGUAUCCUUGGUAUCAAGGGCAGCAAAGCAGGAAACCGAAGAACAGCCAACAUCCGAAGUGUGGGAUACUCUGAUCUGUUUGCCUUGUCCAAAGACGAUCUGAUGGAGGCACUCACUGAGUAUCCUGAUGCUAAAAAUGCUCUGGAGGAGAAGGGAAAGGCCAUCCUGAUGAAAGAUAACCUCAUAGAUGAGUCGUCGGUUGUGGUCACUGAUACCAAAGACUUGGAGGAAAAUGUAAGACAAAUUGAAGGAAGUUUGGAUGUCAUGACAGCCAAAUUAAAAAAGCUGACAGACCAUUAUGAAUCCUCCCAGUGUAAACUCAAGCAGCGGCUCAGUAAUCUGUCGAACCGGGCCCGAACCCUCAGGGUGGACAAUGAGUAGAGAUUGGCUUGGCAUCACUACUGCAAGGCUUAGGGACUUUUCCAUUUCAGAGAAUUCCUUCUGAGGUCAUCCCAUGGCACUUGGCACAUCUGACCAGCAGUUGGACAGAGAUAGUCUCCAUUCAUUAUUUCCAUAUGUGGUAAAAAUGGUAAGGUUGCCUUGAAGGUUAAUCAUUGAAACAUAUGCAUAGGUCUGAGUGCCUCUGUACUUUGAGUAGAAUUGUGCUCCUACCAAGUACAUAAAAAAUUGGACAGUACAAAAAAGCUUUUUUUUUUUUUUGCAAUGAGUAACAAAUGGCAUCAAAAAGGUAUCAUUUUGGUCUCGCAAAUGAAAAUAGUGUCAUAUUCACACCUGUAAUGCAAUCAUUUAAAUGUGAUGUUUAUAUAAAGCAAUCAGGAAUAAUAAUGGUAAACAUUUGUUUGUUUCCAGACCCAU